Molecule: messenger RNA, 627 nt
Organism: Kwoniella shivajii
Lineage: Eukaryota; Fungi; Basidiomycota; Tremellomycetes; Tremellales; Cryptococcaceae
Product: ribosomal protein S8.e
Exons: 4
Coding region: 1-627 (208 amino acids)
Biological process (GO): translation; maturation of SSU-rRNA from tricistronic rRNA transcript (SSU-rRNA, 5.8S rRNA, LSU-rRNA)
Cellular component (GO): ribosome; cytosolic small ribosomal subunit
Molecular function (GO): structural constituent of ribosome
Source: RefSeq, a predicted model, not a curated record
AUGGGUAUCACUCGAGAUUCGCGCCACAAGCGCUCUGCUUCGGGAGCUCGAAGAGCACACUACCGAAAGAAGAGAAAGUUUGAGUUGGGUAGACAACCAGCCAUGACCAAGCUCGACUCUUCAAAGAGAAUUCACGAAGUUCGAGUUCGAGGUGGUAACACCAAAUACAGAGCUCUCAGACUCGAUUCUGGUAACUUUGCUUGGGGUUCCGAACACGUAACUAGAAAAACUAGAUUGCUCACUGUCCGAUACAACGCCACCAACAACGAGCUUCUCCGAACCCAAACUCUUGUCAAAUCUGCUAUCGUAGAUGUUGACGCUACCCCCUUCCGACAAUGGUACGAGGCUCACUACGCCCAACCCGUUGCCAAAGGUGGUAAAUCAACUGUCGAAUCUACCGAAGAGAAGAAACAAUCCAACCACGUCAAGAGAGUUCUCGAAGAGCGAAAGAAGGAUGCCAAGAUUGAUCCCAUCCUUGAAGCUCAAUUCAGAGCCGGUCGAUUACUUGCCAUCAUCACUUCUCGACCUGGUCAAUCAGGACGAGCAGAUGGUUACAUUCUCGAAGGUAAGGAAUUGGAGUUCUACAACAGAAAACUUCAAGUCCGAAAGGCCAAGCACGCUGCUUAA